GAGGCGGCGGCCGUCCCACCGGCUGCCUUGACGCCGAGGGAAACACGAUCGCGUUCGGUGCAGUUGUGGUGGAAAUAAAGUGAGUCGCGUCCUUGUGCUUGUAGCCGGCUGUGCUCCAGCGGGACGGAGGAGGUUUACUGCCCGCUUUGUGACUCACUGGCCCCGGAAACAGUAGCUAGUAGUCUCCGGUCGGUGCGCCCGGAGACAGGUGAGUCGCCGGCAUGCGGAGCGGCUCUCUCCUUGGAUGACCUACACGGCGCGGCCAGAACACCUCUCCGCGUAUUCAGGAGCAGCGGGAGGUUCUGUGUUCACUCUCCCACGGACGGACGCACUUGGGGCCGACUUACAGAGCGGCCGACCAGCCUCACGUUUGCCCACUGCGGCCGCGAGCGAGCAGAGCGAGAGAGGAGUGGGGCGCAAGGGAAGCGGAGGGGAGGGGGGCUGGUGUUGGUGAAGUUUGAGUGGACCCUGGAGCCGGGUCUAAUCCCAUGAUGUACACCAUCAGCAGAGGGCCCAGCAAACUGGUGACACAACGGAGGACGACGACAGGAGGUCCCGCGCAGCAGAUCGAGAGUAAAUUCGGCGAGCUCAAGUUCAAGCCGACGACGUGGCUUACGUCAAACACUCCAUCCCCGAAGAUCGUCUUCAACCGCCUCAAUGGGAAACGUUACCAUACUCCGUCAACGCCGAAGCUCGAUAGCCCGGCAGAGGGAUUCACUCCUGCGCACGAAGAGAACGUCAAAUUUGUGUAUGAAGCGUGGCGGGAAGUGGAGCAGAAGCUGGGAGAGGAUGGGGAGUCGAGGGGCAGCUGGGGGCCUGUUCAGUACAAAGAGAAGACCCCCAAUGCUGUCAUGAAGAACUUUGUUCCCAUUGAUCUGGAGGAGUGGUGGGCGCAGCGCUUCCUUGCCAACAUUGCAGGCCUGUCUUGAUUGCAUUGAAGAGUUGAAACACGACAGGAAGAAACGUGUCGAGGCUCCUUCAGCAAUGCACCGCCAGGGUUCAAAGGAAAAUCACGUCCGGCUUCGGGAUGCUCAGUGGGAAGCAUUGGCCACCAUUUGGUGCUUAAUCUGAAAUCUGAAGUUUCAUGCUGCUUUAAGGAGAACUGAACGCUCCGAACAGCCAAGAUGUGAUGUGUUGCUGCAAAAUGGCCGCUCUCUUUACUUGAAUGACCUCUUUGUUUUUGUGUUAAAAAGAGCUUCCCUUUUUCCUCACCUGUGCUCUAUGUACUUAACUCGUCUUUGGGUUUUAAUCUACCAAAGAGCAUAAGUAAAAUGGUUUUCAAAACAUUCUCAAUUUUCA
Syngnathoides biaculeatus (alligator pipefish) is the source of this 1299-nucleotide messenger RNA. RefSeq names its product MAPK regulated corepressor interacting protein 2 (gene mcrip2). Bases 489 to 929 code for a protein of 146 amino acids. The record is from RefSeq and is a predicted model, not a curated record. The transcript has 5 exons. Lineage: Eukaryota; Metazoa; Chordata; Actinopteri; Syngnathiformes; Syngnathidae.